AAACGUGCAUUUGGAUUUUCCGCCUCCUACCUUGGGUGCUUUGAAACCCUUUCUCUACUCUCCCCUUUUACUCUCUUAAGUUGACGAAGUAGACUUUUGCUGCUCGUUUUUCUCCCCCUUCCUUCGAUUUCACGGAAAAUGUUGAACAAUUAGAGCACUUUAAGCUCCAUUUAAACCCUAUUUUUUCUCUAAUUCGGCGUUUACCCUGAAAGUAGUAGAAGAAGAAACUAAACUGAGAAGGAAAACUGAAUUAUUCAGGUUCUAACGAUCGAAAAUUUUCUCUGGUUUUCUCAUAGAUUUGAGAUGUCCAGUUGUUGAAAUUGGGGAUUUUGUGCUCAGAGAACAUGCCUUUUUGCAAGGUUUCUCCAACAUUCUCUACAUCAUGUGCUCUAUCACGCUUUCGCAGAAGUAGCUUUGUUUCUGACUUAUCAUCUUCACAGCUAUUUGGGGCUUUAUACUCGAUUGCAAAUUAUAGGUCCUGUCUUAAAUUUUCAGUUAUGGCUGGUGAGACCAUCAUGAACGUUCCAAAUGGAAAUGCAAGUAUACAGCCUGAUCCCAAGAGAACUUUCCAAGUUGUUGUGGCUGCAACUAAAAGUAUGGGCAUUGGAAAGGAUGGGAAACUGCCCUGGAGAUUGCCUUCUGACCUUAAAUUUUUCAGGGAGGUCACAAUGGGUACAUCAGAUCCUGCGAAAAAGAAUGCAGUGAUAAUGGGUAGGAAAACAUGGGAAGGUAUUCCUCCUGAGCAUCGACCUUUACCUGGUCGCCUUAAUGUUGUACUGACUCGGUCUGGAAGCUUUGAUAUUGCAACUGCUGAGAAUGUUGUAAUAUGUGGAAGCAUGUCUUCGGCUUUGGAAUUGUUAGCAUCUUCUCCUUAUUGUCUAUCGAUAGAGAAAGUGUUUGUUAUAGGUGGUGGCCAGAUACUAAGGGAAUCUCUUAAUGCACCUGAAUGUGAUGCCAUCCACAUCACAGAAAUUGAGACAAGCUUCGAAUGUGACACAUUCAUCCCUCCUAUUGAGUUAUCAGUGUUUCAGCCAUGGUACUCAUCCUUCCCAUUGAUAGAAAACAACAUUCGAUGUUCUUUUGUUACUUAUGUUCGUGUGAGGAGAUCUGCAGCAGAAUAUCUUUAUCAAGACAAUGGGGGGAUGUUUGAUGGUAAUUCAAACAAUACUAAAUUUGAGAUAGAGAAAUUCUCCUUUCUGCCAAAGAUGAUUUUUGAGAGACAUGAAGAGUAUAUGUAUCUGAGACUGGUUGAAGAUAUCAUCUCAAAUGGCAACCAAAAGGAUGACAGAACCGGGACUGGUACCCUUUCAAAAUUUGGCUGCCAGAUGCAUUUUAAUUUGCGCAAAUCUUUUCCGCUUCUUACUACUAAGAAAGUGUUCUGGCGUGGUGUUGUUGAAGAACUUUUGUGGUUCAUCAGUGGUUCAACAAAUGCAAAGGUUUUACAGGAAAAAGGCAUUCACAUUUGGGAUGGCAAUGCGUCCAGAGACUACCUUGACAGCAUUGGUUUGACAGAUAGGGAAGAGGGUGACUUGGGGCCUAUAUAUGGCUUUCAGUGGAGACACCAUGGUGCCAGGUAUACCAACAUGCAUGCUGACUACAGUGGUCAAGGAUUUGAUCAGUUGUUGGAUGUUAUCGACAAAAUCAAGAAUAAGCCAGAUGACCGGCGAAUUAUUCUCUCAGCUUGGAAUCCUUCUGAUCUUAAAUUGAUGGCACUUCCACCUUGCCACAUGUUUGCACAGUUUUAUGUGGUCAAUGGGGAGUUAUCUUGUCAAAUGUAUCAGCGCUCUGCUGACAUGGGUCUUGGUGUGCCAUUUAACAUUGCAUCUUAUGCUCUCCUAACAUGCAUGAUUGCUCAUGUUUGUGAUCUUAUUCCUGGUGAUUUCAUCCAUGUUAUUGGGGAUGCUCAUGUUUAUAGAACUCAUGUUAGACCUUUGCAGGAACAGCUUCAAAAACUUCCUAAACCUUUCCCAAUUCUGAAGAUCAAUCCUCACAAGAAAGACAUAGAUAGUUUUGUGGCUACUGAUUUCAAACUUGUAGGUUAUGAUCCUCACCAGAAAAUAGAAAUGAAAAUGGCUGUAUAGAGAUCCUACCUUGAGGGUCCACCUAAACAGAUUUUAGAGGUUAUUCACCCCCUUCAUCAAGAUUGUUGUUAGUAUUUUAGGCACAAGUAGAGGAGGUUUGGUCAAUGUAGAGUUCUGUUGAAGGAAUGGCUGGUUGUUUUUACCUCAACCUUAUUCCAAUUCGUGGGAUCCUUUUACUUCCCACCUAAAACUAUGGCUUGAAGAUGAUUUAGGAUUUUUCCUUGUUGUAUGUUUAAUACUCUUAACAUGAAGCAGUUGCUUCUGGUCUUUUCUAGUCUUUUCCCCUAAAUAUGUAGCCCAGUGCCCAGACUUGGUUACAUGCCGUAAUUCUGCAUGUAUGGAUGUUUUUAGGUCAUCUAGAUUUCGUUUUCAUUUCACUCUUUUUCUGGUCUUAUGUAACUAAUAACUGAUACAAGCUUGAAACUAAUAGAGAAAGAACUUGGGUGUACAGCAUA
Messenger RNA from Nelumbo nucifera (sacred lotus), 2536 nucleotides. Its product is annotated as putative bifunctional dihydrofolate reductase-thymidylate synthase. Gene Ontology annotation, biological process: one-carbon metabolic process; tetrahydrofolate biosynthetic process; dTMP biosynthetic process. Gene Ontology annotation, molecular function: thymidylate synthase activity; dihydrofolate reductase activity. Gene Ontology annotation, cellular component: mitochondrion; cytosol. The record is from RefSeq and is a predicted model, not a curated record. NCBI's taxonomy places the organism in Eukaryota, Viridiplantae, Streptophyta, Magnoliopsida, Proteales, Nelumbonaceae.